UCCCAGGCUCUGAAAAAUCUCAAGUUUAUAAAAAUAAAUAUGAAAGGCCUAAUUAGAGUACAGUCCGCGCAGGCAUUUUGAUUUUUGACCCCGUUUUGAGUUUGCGUUACUGUCUAUUCGGUGCCGUUACUUUAGCCUAAAAAGAUGUUUGUUUCUUCGGUGUCGUAAAUCGCGUUCAUUAGGUGUUUGAAAUUAGUGUAAGGAUCCGAGUUGCUGUAGCUAUGCCGUUUUUUGUGAUUAUUUUUUAAGACGAACUGGUAUUGAUUUGCCUUAAAGGCUUGGCCCGGCGAAUAUACGGACUAUACAUGGUUUAUAGGGGUCUUACGUGGUUUCUAUUGGCUCACUGACUCAUAAAAAACUAAGGGACACAUUUUUUGUCGGAAUUUUCCAAAUGACUGAACAUUUACACAGGCGUCUAGAAAUUUUCGGAAAAUUUCUUGCGAACUUUGAAUCGUCGUCCAUAAGAAAACCGACGCUGUCACAGUGUGUUGUGGUGUUUUAACGUUUUUGUGUCUUUAAAAAAGUGAAAUAUGGAUUUUGAAGAAUUAAAAAAGUGUGCAAGUAUUGAUUAUUUUUUAAUGUUUUGAGGCAGUUUAUAAGGUGACUCACGAUUAUUAACCGAUAAAAAAGACACUGCCACCGUGAAUCUCCCAUCUUUUUACAAAUAUACCUGUAACCUAACCAAAAAAUAAAAACAAAAUCAACAAAAUGCUGCCUCAACAAUACUGCUUAAGAUGGAGGUAUCACCAUUCGAAUUUGCAAACAAUGUUCUCACAAUUGUUGGAACGUGAGGCUUUUUGCGAUGUUAUCCUCGCCUGCGAGGGCAGAACCAUCAAGGCACACAAAAUUGUGCUGUCAGCCUGCAGCACUUACUUCGAAACCAUCUUGUCACAGUACGAAGAGAAGGAUCCCAUUCUCAUCAUGAAAGACAUUAAAUAUGUAGACAUUAAAUGCCUAGUUGAAUUCAUGUAUAAAGGAGAAAUUAAUGUAGAACAUUGUCACCUAGCGACGUUGCUGAAAACGGCGGAGGAGCUGAAGAUCAAGGGUUUGGCGGAAGUGUCGUGGCGCGACGAGGACCAAUCGGGCAGGGGCGGCGAUGCGGACGCAAACGGCAUGCCGGCCGUGCCGCCUGUAUCCACUGUUAUGGACAGUCCGAAGCAAUCGUGGUCCGGCCAGGUGACACCUCACCAGCCCCAUCAGGUCGACUCGUCGAAACGAAAGCGAGGGCGGCCGCCCAUAGACGACUAUGACCAGGCGUUCACGACGCCCCGCAUCAUGCACGUGACGGGCAGCGCGGGCGACGACGCCUAUUCCAACGACGCUAUGUCCAGCAGUGAACACGACCUGAGCAUCUGGGAUGAGGAACAGUCGGCGACCGAGGGCAAUAAUACAGAGUCUGAUGAGCCUCCGUUGAAGAUCAAAAAGGAAAUUAAACACGAUGACGAAAUGGACGAGCGAAGUAACAAUUCCUUCACACUCAACGAUAUGAAACAGGGCGGCGGCGGUGGUGGCAACCAGUCGACCAAAUCAGUGACCAACGUAACAACCUCAGGGUCGCAAUCGUUCCUCACGCCCGCCCUCGAGAAAGAAUGGCCGGAUGUGAUCAAGAUGAACGACUACCUCAGUACCGGCCGUCGCCAACAGUUCUGGGAGGAGCCGUUCACGAAACGCGUAAUGGACGCGAUCAAGACGAAAAAUCUGGAGAUGAAGGUGGCGGCAGAGCUGCUCGGCGUGUCGUACGGCACGCUGUACGGAAGGUACAGAGACUCCUACGGCUGCCUCAAACAUCCGUACAGGGUGCGCGACUUCUGGACCGAACAAGGCCCCACAGACGUCCUACUGAAGCUGAAGCGGAAAGAGAUCACGUUGUUUCGGGCAGCGGAACAGUUGAACGUGACACCUCAAACCCUCUCUAACUACCUCGUGUCAAUGUCCCAGUUGGAGAACAACGAGGGCAACACGAGCGCGAACCAGCCUCAAAUCUACGAGGAGGUGGAGUCGGAGGAGGAGGGCGAUUCGAUUCUACCAGACAUACCAUCCAACAACACGAAUGUGUUUAAGAGCUUGGUGUCGAGUUCGGUUACCACGUCCACUCCCACCUCCUCGAACAACUCAGUAUUAGCCAACUGUCCGGACAUAACGAUCAUAAAGAAAGAAAAGCCCGACGUUAAAGUAAACAAUAACUCCGAUCAUUCCGAAAGUAACAGCGACCAAGGUAAAUAACUUUAGAAUGCGAUGAACUGAACAUUUCCACUUUUUAGUAUUUUAUACAGACCAAAGUAAUUUUGUACUGUUUUCCUUAGUUUAUUUAGAUGAAAGAAAUAACAAAACGUUUCCUCUUUGCUAAAAUAUAGUGAUAUGGAUAAUACCAAAAUGUCUGUUAAGGAAAAUGAUGUAUAUUUACGAUUAAGGCAAUAUUAUAUAUUGGCAAAAUGGUAGAAUUAGCUUUAGGAACAUAUCACAGGGUCCUCGUCUGGACAGUCUAUGCACUGACUACAUUGCAAUCCUAUUUAUAGUGCUUUAACGAUUAGGAGAGUUUCCUGCAAUGUAACAUGCUCUACUCUACUUCAGUAUUCGUCUUUUGUGUGCAUUAUUCGUUUGGGUAUAAUCAACUUAUCCAUGCCCAGUAGAAGUGUAAGUCCUUUUUGGAAACUGCAUAAUAAAAUUAUUUAUUAUACAUUUAGGUGAACAUAUUCACAACAUUAUAGAAUUCUAUCAAUACAUUAAUUACGAUUAAGUGUGGACAGCAUACCAUAAUCUGAAUUUGCCGGAGUAUUAAAAUUGUUGAUUCUAUAUCUGAAUAUGUUCGCCGCCAACAUUAUAAUCGCUUUAUGAACCAAACCAAAUGCUACUAUUCAGAUGUGGAUGGAUGAAUACAAACUAAAUGUAGAUUAGUUUGACCAGUAUUCAACUAACACCUAGUGUAAAUGAAAGAUAUUAUGUAAUGGUAGAGGUCCAGUGUAUUCUGGACAUUUUACUUUUCUAGCAAUUUGCAAAAUUUCUGAAUGGUGUGAACAGUGUAACUUCAUCCAUUCAGACUUUUUAUUUAUUUCGUACCUGUUUCUUUAAUUUUAGGAAAAAAAAACAAUUCCGCAUAUUUUAUAAAAAUAUAACAAUUCACCUGACAAUAAAUAUUAUUGUAAAUACAUAGUAAUAAGUAUUAUUUUUGCCCAUAAUUGAUUUAUUCGCAAUUCAAAUACACUUACAACAAUGUUAGUAUCUUAAACCAUAAAACAGAAAUUCUUUGUUAUAAUUUUAACUUUUUAUAGACUGUAUUAAUUAAGAAAUUCUGGACUAGUCUUUAUACACAUUGCUCUCUCGUUCUCUCUACAAUCACCAUUAAUUAUAUUAUUAUUUUUAUGUAUUAAAUGUUACUACUACGCUUUUUAUAGAGUAGAUUAUAAUUUAAGAGUUUCAAUAUGUGAAGAGGUUGUAAAGCUGGAUACAUUUAUUAAGGAGCCAUUUGUGAGAGCACUUUUUAUGGGAUCUGUCCUUUAAUCAUGAAAUAAAAUUUUACUAAAUUAAAAGGGCCGUAUAUACAUUUUACGAUUGUACAGCGAUUGUAAUUAUAACAAUAAUUUUGUUGUGCAGUCGAACAUUAUAAUUUAUAUAAUAUCUAUCUAUGGAUAAUUGUUUAGUAUAGUUUAGAUUGUCAUAUAUUAUUUGUAUUAAACAUGAAAAUAAAUAAAUGUUCAUGUUUCCUAUUAUGACAAACCUAUAUAUUGAUCUAUAUUUAUACAAUUAUUUGUUGAGUGCCUAAUCAUAAGUUAUAAUAUAGAGUUUAAAGUAUCUACUAUUUUACUUAUUUUAGUAAAUGUUUAUUUUAAUGAUCUGUAAAAUCACUUAGUUCGGUGUUAAGGAUUGUAGAACAUCGUCAAAAUUGGUACUUUAUAAUUUUAUAUAUCAUGUACCUCUGAAUGGUUUUUUAACCAUUUUUAUGUACCAGAUAUCAAUUAUUUUAUGUAUUUAACUUUUAUGUAGAUUUUUUAUUUAUUAAAUUUUGAUAUAACA
This is a messenger RNA of Aethina tumida (small hive beetle), 4011 nucleotides long. Its product is annotated as protein tramtrack, beta isoform. Gene Ontology annotation, cellular component: nucleus. NCBI's taxonomy places the organism in Eukaryota, Metazoa, Arthropoda, Insecta, Coleoptera, Nitidulidae. The coding region runs from base 709 to 2223 and encodes 504 amino acids. Gene Ontology annotation, biological process: regulation of transcription by RNA polymerase II. Gene Ontology annotation, molecular function: protein binding. The record is from RefSeq and is a predicted model, not a curated record. The transcript is spliced from 4 exons.